AUGUCGUUCGAUAAACUCCCCUUGGAGCCAUUGUUUGCCAAGAUCGAUGAGUUGAAGCCGCAAUUCAUCGACCGUUUGGCCAAAGCCAUUGCCAUCCCUUCCGUUUCUUCGGACGAGACCCUUAGACCAAAAGUCGUGGACAUGGCGGCUUUUUUGGUCAACGAACUUACAACCUUGGGUUUCACAGACAUCCAGUUGAAGGACUUGGGCACACAGCCACCUCCAGUUGCCGACCCAACGCUCCAGUUGCCUCCUAUUGUUUUGGCCCGCUUUGGAUCGGACCCUGCCAAGAAGACCGUUUUGGUUUACGGCCAUUACGACGUGCAACCAGCUCUUAAGGAGGACGGUUGGAACACUGAGCCAUUCACCAUGUACCACGACACUGCCGCUGAAAUUUUGUACGGUCGUGGUGCCACCGACGACAAAGGUCCAGUUUUGGGCUGGCUCAACGUCAUUGAGGCCCACAACGCCUUGGGCUGGGAACUUCCAGUCAACUUGGUGUGCUGUUUCGAAGGAAUGGAGGAAUCUGGUUCUCUCGGUUUGGAUGGCCUUAUUGCGCAAGAAGCCAAGAAGUAUUUCAAGACUGUCGACACUGUUUGUAUUUCCGACAACUACUGGCUUGGAACAACCAAACCCGUGUUGACCUACGGUUUGCGUGGCUGCAACUACUACCAGGUGACUGUGGAAGGUCCAGGUGCCGACUUGCACUCGGGUAUUUUCGGUGGUGUUGUGGCAGAGCCCAUGACCGAUUUGGUGCGUAUUUUGGCCCAGUUGGUUGAUGGAAACGGUAAGAUUUUGGUGCCAGGCGUUUCCGACAUGGUCGCUCCUUUGACAGAAAAGGAAGAUGCUUUGUAUGACGACAUUGACUUUUCUGUGGAUGAGUUGCACGCUGCCUGUGGUUCCGAAACUGGCUUGCACGACAACAAAAAGGACAUUUUGAAGCACCGCUGGAGAUACCCAUCCUUGUCGAUCCACGGUGUCGAGGGCGCCUUUUCUGGUGCUGGUGCAAAAACUGUCAUCCCAGCCAAGGUUGUGGGUAAGUUUUCCAUCCGUACCGUGCCAAACAUUGAGUCUGCCAAGUUGGACCAAUUGGUUUUCGAGCACGUCAAGAAGGUUUUCGCUGACCUUGGCUCUAAGAACAAAAUGACCGUUGAGUUGAUCCAUGAUGGUGACUACUGGGUCUCUGACCCCUUCAACGAGUCCUUCAGCGCUGCCUCCAAGGCAACUGAACACGUUUGGAACGUCAAGCCCGACUUUACUCGUGAGGGUGGUUCGAUCCCAAUCACUUUGACUUUCGAGAAAGAGCUUGGAACCCAGGUCCUUUUGUUGCCUAUGGGCCGUGGUGAUGACGGUGCUCACUCCAUCAACGAGAAGUUGAAUGUGAGCAACUACAUCAACGGAUGCAAGACCUUGGGUGGCUACUUGCACUACUACGGUAAGGCUUAA
Clavispora lusitaniae ATCC 42720 is the source of this 1446-nucleotide messenger RNA. RefSeq names its product metallodipeptidase (gene DUG1). The record is from RefSeq and is a predicted model, not a curated record. Gene Ontology annotation, molecular function: metallodipeptidase activity. Gene Ontology annotation, biological process: proteolysis. NCBI's taxonomy places the organism in Eukaryota, Fungi, Ascomycota, Pichiomycetes, Serinales, Metschnikowiaceae.